This is a messenger RNA of Gongylonema pulchrum, 369 nucleotides long. NCBI's taxonomy places the organism in Eukaryota, Metazoa, Nematoda, Chromadorea, Rhabditida, Gongylonematidae. The record is from the annotation of a GenBank genome assembly.
AUGAUUGAAAAAAGGGUGCUUUUAGGAACAAUGAUUGCAUGUGCCUUAUGUGUUGCCAACCCGAAUGCAUGCAAAAAUCCGAUGUGGUAUACGAAAUUCUGCUUGCUACUGCAGGAAUUGCAUCCUGAUAAUAUGCGUCGCGCUUCUUCCUCUCAAGGCACAGAUCACGUCACACUUUUAUCAACCAAGCAGCCAGCCGACAGCGUUCCAGUGCAACUAAGAGCAACAAUAGCAAUGUUAGCACCAGCAGUUCACGUGAUGCAUCAUGUGUGGAGGGGCAUGGCUUGGGUUGCUGAAGAUAUUAGCGAUGAGGAUGAACGGGUCACAAGCAGCAAAGCGGUACGCUUUGUAACUCACCCAUAUUUCUAA